UGAGAUCGAGAAUGGCGUGUGUUCUCAAGCCAAGACUACUUAUCUCCGGCUCCUUGUCCUAUCGAAGGGCAGAUGCAGCCAAUGGUUUCAGUGCGAUUAGGAAGUCUUUGAUGACCAAAAGAAGCAUGAGCUACAGAAGUUUCUACUCAUCAAGGCUGACAGCCCCUCCUCUAGUUUUUACUGCACUCGCUUUGCCUUUUCUUAAUAAAGUUAAAGGACAGAGGAUAAGAAGCGCUUCAUCAUUGCCCACACACCCUGCCCUCCCAUCAAUAGUCCCCUUCGAGCUGAGCCGAAUUAUGAUGCCUGAUGACACUAACGUCAGUGGUAAUGUUCAUGGAGGCACCAUCCUGAAGCUGAUCGAGCAAGCUGGAUUUAUUGUCUCCACUCGACAUUGUAACCGUGUGGAAGAUGGUGAGAAGAAGGGAGAGCAAUUGAUAACUGCUUUAGUCCGUCUAGAACGAAUGGAUUUUCACAAGCCGAUGUUUGUUGGAGAAGUGGCACAGUUACAGGCAGCUGUGACUUACACUUCAUCUCAAUCGAUAGAGGUCACUGUAGACGUAUGGGCUGACAAUAUAGUCACUGGAGAGAGGAGGCUAACAAACACUGCUCACCUCUGGUACGUUGCUGUGCCGGCCAACAUUUUUGAUCAAGGAUUCAAAGGAGCUGAACAAGACUUGAGUGCAAACAUUCGACCUGUCCCACAGCUCAAAGGACUGACCAAAGAGCAGAUGGAAGAAGGAGCGAAAAGAUACGAGCUGCAAAAAUCUAUUCGACUAAAUCAAUCCAAUGGUCAGGGAUCUUGUCAGUACCAAGAUUUUGUCCAGGGUCCAAGAGAUACAGAACCUCACACUAUACUGAGCUCACAGACAACUCUGGCCAACCUAGUUCAGCCCUCCGAUUGCACAGCAUCUGGUCACCUGACUGGAGGCUCUCUCAUGAAGAUGAUGGAUAAUGCAGCGGGCAUUUGUGCGGCUAGGCACUGUAUGGGGAGAGUGGUGACUGCUUGUAUUGAUGAGAUCGACUUCCAUGCUCCCAUCACUAAUGGACAGAUGGUGUUUGUGACAGCCAGACUAGUGUACACCAGCAACAAGUCCAUGGAGGUUGAGGUGACUACAGAGUCUGAGGGAUUGACCAACAAGAGACGGGUGACCAACACUGCCUACUUCACGUUUGUCUCUCUGGGCGAAGACCUCGGUGCUCGGCCAGUGCCCCCCUUGGUGCUCAAGACUGAGGAAGAGAAGACUCGAUUCCAAGAAGGAAAGAAACGAUACGAUGCCAGGAAGAAACUUAGAAUAGAAAAACUUCAGAAACUGACUGAUCAGAACCAAGCCUAACAAAUCUCAGUUUAUCAGAAGCACCUGGUUUUAUAUUCAAGUGUAUCAUCAUUGGAAUUUAUGAUCUUAUUAUAAUUA
Messenger RNA from Halichondria panicea, 1412 nucleotides. Its product is annotated as cytosolic acyl coenzyme A thioester hydrolase-like. Gene Ontology annotation, biological process: palmitic acid biosynthetic process; acyl-CoA metabolic process. Lineage: Eukaryota; Metazoa; Porifera; Demospongiae; Suberitida; Halichondriidae. The record is from RefSeq and is a predicted model, not a curated record. Bases 12 to 1334 code for a protein of 440 amino acids. The transcript has 4 exons. Gene Ontology annotation, cellular component: extracellular exosome; cytosol; nucleoplasm.